Messenger RNA from Triticum dicoccoides, 1319 nucleotides. Its product is annotated as mitogen-activated protein kinase kinase 5-like. Gene Ontology annotation, molecular function: ATP binding; protein serine/threonine kinase activity. The transcript has a single exon. Gene Ontology annotation, cellular component: cytoplasm. Gene Ontology annotation, biological process: protein phosphorylation. Lineage: Eukaryota; Viridiplantae; Streptophyta; Magnoliopsida; Poales; Poaceae. Bases 149 to 1186 code for a protein of 345 amino acids. The record is from RefSeq and is a predicted model, not a curated record.
CUUCCUGUCCUCUCCCCCUCCCACUCUCAGGACAGGUCGUCCACCCCAACAAACCCGAUCCCCCAUCAAACAGACGGCGCGCAACCAGACAAAUCCCCGCUAGGCGGCAGCGGCAGCGCCACUGCCAACCCCCACCCCCACGCGAGCCAUGCGUCCGGCCGGCAUCAGCCUCCCGGCCCAGCCGGGCACGCCGGGCCGCCCGCGCCGCCGCCCGGAUCUCACCCUCCCGAUGCCGCAGCGCCCGGACGUCUCCUCCUCCCUCGCCGUCCCGCUCCCGCUCCCGCCCCCGACCGCCGCUCCCCCCGGCGCCGCCCAGCCGCUCGUGGCCCCGCCCGCGGCGACCCCGCCCCCGCCCCCGCUCCACGAGCUCGAGCGCGUGCGCCGCGUCGGCAGCGGCGCGGGCGGGACGGUGUGGAUGGUGCGGCACCGCGCCACGGGCCGCUGCUACGCGCUCAAGGUGCUCUACGGGAACCACGACGACGCGGUGCGGCGGCAGAUCGCGCGGGAGAUCGCCAUCCUGCGCACCGCCGAGCACCCGGCGGUGGUGCGCUGCCACGGCAUGUACGAGCGCGGCGGCGAGCUGCAGAUCCUGCUCGAGUACAUGGACGGCGGGUCCCUCGACGGCCGCCGCAUCGCCGACGAGCCCUUCCUCGCCCACGUCGCCCGCCAGGUGCUCUCCGGGAUCGCAUACCUCCACCGGCGCCACAUCGUGCACCGCGACAUCAAGCCCUCCAACCUGCUCAUCGACUCGGCGCGCCGCGUCAAGAUCGCCGACUUCGGGGUGGGGCGGAUCCUGAACCAGACCAUGGACCCCUGCAACUCCUCCGUCGGCACCAUCGCCUACAUGAGCCCCGAGCGCAUCAACACCGACAUCAACGACGGCGCCUACGACGGCUACGCCGGCGACAUCUGGAGCUUCGGCCUCAGCAUCCUCGAGUUCUACCUCGGCAGGUUCCCCUUCGGCGAGAACCUCGGCCGACAGGGCGACUGGGCCGCGCUCAUGGUCGCCAUCUGCUACUCGGACCCGCCCGAGCCGUCGCCCGCCACCGCCUCGCCCGAGUUCCGGGGCUUCAUCGCCUGCUGCCUGCAGAAGAACCCGGCCAACCGCCUCUCCGCCGCGCAGCUGCUGCAGCACCCCUUCGUCGCGUUGCCGCAGCCGCAGCCGCUCGCCGCCCCGCCGUCAUGACCGCCGCGACCUCCCAAUACGGAUCUCGAUCCACUUCUUGCACCGCGCUUCCAAAUCCAGCAUAUCAGGUGGAGGGAGGAUCGAUGGAACUGAGCUGCCGGGGGAAUCUUGGAAGGUUCUCCCGGACCAUUUC